GCGCCGUCGGCUUGGAUACGUCAGUAGAAAGUGAAUUGGCGCCUUUCUUGGAGCGGAUGCUGCAAACGCGCAAGGAGACCCUUCUCGAGCUGCUGGGCCUUCCGAUCGUUUCGUUUUCCGAUAAAUUGACGAUUCCGCAGUAUAUGUGGGAUCUUUACAACUUGUUGAGUCAGUCUAAUGAGACAAAGCCUGCAACGGAGAGUGGCGCUGAAGAAGACGUAGGGAAAGCAGCACAAGUCGACAUGGUUCAGAGUCUUACUAGCAGACAAGAGCUGGAUGUCUCUCCUCGUCUGAAGCAGGUGUUGAUUUUCCACACGCCUCCAAUUGCAUCAGCAGAUGAUGUGACGAGUGCGGAACUUCGAUUAUUUAGAGAAGUGCCUCAAACCGGAAGUAAACAGGAUAUACGAGUGGUAGCACACGCGAGUAUCUACAAUGUGACUUGGAUCCCGGGGAUUCCGGCUCCUUUGCGAGACUUGGUGGAUAAGGUUGAUCUGUACAAUACAGGUGGUAAACAUUGGGUUGUGUUUGAUGUUACACACACGGUUCGUAAUUGGGUGAAACGUUCAGAAACGAAUUGCACUCUUGAGUUACACACAGAGUUUGUGAACAAAACGAAAAUCAACCCGACAGUUGUUGGGCUGAAACGAUUUUCAAACGACUCAUUGAAAGAAGCUUUAGUUGUCGUGUUUAGUAACAACAAAGAAAUAUCCGUAGGCUUAGAGUCUCGAAUUAAAAGAGGGGCCAAAGAUAUUAGCAAUCUGCUGGGUGGAAACGAGCUUGAUUGGGGAAAAUACGAACUAAAGAGAAAAGACAGUCUGUGUCAUUGGCGAAAUUUCUACGUCGACUUUCGUCUGUUGAGGUGGAACAUUAUCGCACCACAAGGUUACCGUGCGGGAUAUUGUGCUGGUGUGUGUCCGAGUACACUCACUAAUAACAUGAAUGCAUCCAAUCAUGCAAGGAUUCAAAGUCUCAUGCAUCAUCUUCAUCCAGAUAAGUAUCCUCCUGUUGCAUGCGUUCCGGUACAGCUUGCUCCCAUCAUGGUGCUCUAUCGCAACAGUGAAGGAAACAUCGCACUGAGAAGAAUGAGAGAUAUGAUUGCUGUUUCAUGUGGCUGCCAGUGAGAUAUAAAGACACUUUACUGGUUGAUCAUAUUAAGUUGCCAUGUAUGCAGUAGCGGAUUGGUAAAUUGAUAUUAAUAGGUAUAUUCACUUUUUGUUAUAUAAUUGUCGUAUUACACUCACAUUGUAUCUUCAUCUUUAUUAUUAUGGUCAUGAUAUUGACGAGUUCUAAUAGUGUUAUUGUGAAACGUUCAUGCCAAGGUUUCACGUUUCUAGUAGCUGAACAUUUAGUAGUAUUUAUAACAAUAAAGUUAUAAGAUGAG
This is a messenger RNA of Corticium candelabrum, 1381 nucleotides long. RefSeq names its product bone morphogenetic protein 7-like. Lineage: Eukaryota; Metazoa; Porifera; Homoscleromorpha; Homosclerophorida; Plakinidae. Gene Ontology annotation, molecular function: growth factor activity; cytokine activity. The transcript has a single exon. The record is from RefSeq and is a predicted model, not a curated record. Bases 57 to 1121 code for a protein of 354 amino acids. Gene Ontology annotation, cellular component: extracellular region.